AGUCUGGCGUAGAUCAUGUCCACCUGGUGCUCUGCAGCUUCCACAUCAACAUUUUCACUCCCUCCUCCCUCCAGACUCACGGCGCUGUACGGGAUCGAGGAGGUCCUGGCACUGAAGGAGGGUGAGACCCUGCUGGUGAACGCUGCGGCUGGAGCUGUAGGCUCUGUGGUGGGCCAGAUCGCUAAGAUCAAGGGCUGUAAGGUGGUGGGCUCAGCAGGCUCUGAUGAGAAGGUAGCCUUCCUUAAGGAGCUGGGCUUCGACGAGGCCUUCAACUACAAGACGGUUGGUUCCCUGGAGGAGACGCUGAAGAGGGCCUCUCCAGACGGUUAUGACUGCUACUUUGACAACGUGGGAGGACAGUUCUCAGACGUAGCCCUGCAGCAGAUGAAGCAUUUUGGAAGAAUAGCUGUGUGUGGAAGUAUCUCUGUGUACAACGACACCACUCCACAGACAGGGCCGUACCAACAGUUGACUAUUAUCAUGAAGGAGCUGAAGAUGGAAGGCUUCAUGCAGUCCCGCUGGGGAAACAAACACCCUGAGUCACUUAGGAGACUGAUGGGAUGGGUGAAGGAGGGCAAACUGCUCAGUCGUGAACACAUCACCAGGGGCAUUGAGAACAUGCCGGCUGCUUUCAUGGGAAUGUUUCGAGGAGAGAACAUCGGCAAAGCCAUCGUGGCUGUGUGAUGAUGAAACCUGGAUAAAGCGGUUCCCGGAACAUGAAGGAAAACCAACAGAAUAUUUUCAUAGCAGCAUGUUUAAGAAUUUGUAUUACUCGUUUGUAGCCUCAUAAAAAUGAACACAUUUUGCAUA
Cynoglossus semilaevis (tongue sole) is the source of this 810-nucleotide messenger RNA. RefSeq names its product prostaglandin reductase 1-like. Gene Ontology annotation, molecular function: 15-oxoprostaglandin 13-reductase [NAD(P)+] activity. Gene Ontology annotation, biological process: prostaglandin metabolic process. Lineage: Eukaryota; Metazoa; Chordata; Actinopteri; Pleuronectiformes; Cynoglossidae. The record is from RefSeq and is a predicted model, not a curated record. Bases 16 to 684 code for a protein of 222 amino acids. The transcript is spliced from 4 exons.